This is a messenger RNA of Hevea brasiliensis (rubber tree), 1469 nucleotides long. Its product is annotated as purple acid phosphatase 4-like. The coding region runs from base 193 to 1179 and encodes 328 amino acids. NCBI's taxonomy places the organism in Eukaryota, Viridiplantae, Streptophyta, Magnoliopsida, Malpighiales, Euphorbiaceae. Gene Ontology annotation, molecular function: ferrous iron binding; acid phosphatase activity; ferric iron binding. The record is from RefSeq and is a predicted model, not a curated record. The transcript has 7 exons.
UGUUAAUUAGCCUCGUCAUCUUCACCACCACCCCAUAUAAUUCUUCCCUAGUUGCUUAAUUUCUUAUAUUAUUUGUUCCUCCUCGAAAACAUUAUAAAAAGCUCCUUAAUUUUCUUCACCACCAACCAAAGCUUUUCUUUCUUUAGUUUCCUGCUGCUAGUUCAUCAUCUUCUUCUCCGCCGAGCCACACCCAUGUCUAAACUUAUGGUUUUAAGCCUUAUACUCUCUGCUCUUUUAGUCUUCAACAUCAUUUAUCUCUCUGCAGCUGAGCUUCAGCUAUUUCAACACGCAGCCAAAGCUGAUGGGUCUCUUAGCCUCUUGGUUCUUGGAGACUGGGGAAGAAAAGGAGCUUAUAACCAAUCUCAAGUUGCUCUUCAGAUGGGGAUAAUUGGAGAGAAAUUGGAUAUCGAUUUUAUAAUCUCCACAGGAGAUAAUUUUUAUGAUGAUGGAUUAACGGGUGUAGAUGAUCCUGCAUUUUAUGAAUCUUUCACCAAAAUCUACACAGCACCCAGCUUGCAGAAGCAAUGGUAUUGUGUUUUGGGUAACCAUGACUAUAGGGGUGAUGUUGAGGCACAACUGAGUCCAGUUCUUAGAGAAAUGGAUAGCAAAUGGCUUUGCUUGAGAUCUUUUAUUGUUGACACUGAAAUAGCUGAUUUUUUCUUCGUGGAUACUACUCCUUUUGUUGACAAAUACUUCACAGAAAAAGAUCAUAAUUAUGAUUGGAGUGGCGUAACACCUCGACAGAGUUACCUUUUAAAUCUCCUAAAGGAUUUGGAUAAGUCUCUAAAAGAAUCCACAGCAAAAUGGAAGAUCGUGGUCGGUCACCAUACAAUCAAAAGUGCUGGACACCAUGGAAACACCCAAGAGCUCAACUCACAACUACUCCCAAUCCUUCUGGAAAAUGAUGUUGAUCUUUACAUAAAUGGGCACGAUCAUUGCUUGGAGCACAUAAGCAGCAGUGAAAGUCCGCUUCAAUUUUUAACAAGCGGUGGUGGCUCGAAAGCUUGGAGAGGAGAUGUUGAUUGGUGGGAUCCAAAGGAAAUGAAGUUUUAUUUUGAUGGCCAAGGUUUCAUGUCUGUGGAGAUUACUCAAACUCAGGUCGAUAUUGUGUUCUAUGACGUUUCUGGCUUCGUUUUGCAUAAAUGGAGCAGGAAUAAACAACUUCACUCUACUUUCUAGACAAGUUAUUUUGCUCCAAGCGAGAAGAAGAAGAAGAAGAAACUGUUGGGAUCUUCUAGAUGUAGAUUAAGGGAUAUAGUUAUCUUGUAGUCUUGGUACUUUAUGAAAAAAAAGAAAAAAAAAAAAAAAAAGAGAAAGAAAAAGAUGUAGGGUUUAAGGUACCUGUUUAACUGAGCAAGUAACCUAAUGUGACUUAAGCUUAAAUACGUGGUUUCGAUGUCGGGUCAGAGUAGUAUUCAGAUAAACCUGAUUAUAUAUUUUAAAAUUUAAAAUUUUAAUUUAUUUAUAAA